AUGGAUAUAAAUGUGUGCUCUCGCCGAGUCCACGACGGUUAUGCAACAAUCAGAAGACCAAGAAGCAGACCUAGAGCGGUCUAUCGAUCAGACUCCGAAGAGUUUAUAAAAGACGUAACACCGUACGCCCUGGCCGUAGUUUCAGACAUCCCCCAGAUCCAUCAGGUCCCACGAUGGUCCGAAGGGAAUUCUUGCAGCAAAAGGUUGCUGGAGAACUACGGCACCCUCCGGCAAAGAGCCUCCGACGUAAAUUCCCAAGAGUCGAAAGUCUUCAACACUUUUGCCAAGCAAAAGCCUUCAGACGACAGACUUUACGAUUCUAUACCUUUAGAAUCAAUCAACUCUUCAGAAUCUUCCCCGAAGAAACUGAUCGAGAACUUCUACGACCCCGUCGCUCCCGAUUCGCCUCCCAAGGUCCAGAAAAGAGAGAAGGAAAAGCCAAAAAGACGGAGCCAGCCGAAGCAAAUUCCAAUUUAUGCGAUUCCAAAUCCAAUUCCAAAGCCAAAGGACCCAAAGCCCACCAUUGACAGCAACUACGUUCCAAGUGGCGACUUGUAUCGCACCACUGCCAAGUACAUUGAAGACAUAAACAAGAACAUCGCCGAAAUAGACAAAAGCUACGAAGAAUUCGGCUACACAUCAGGUUACGGAGUGAUUCGGACAAAAUCAGACGUCCAAGAUCAGGAAAACCUUUACAGCCUCGCCAGGAAGAGAAACAUGGCCCCCAUGCCUCCAAUUAGCCCAGACUUCGGUGAAGACGAGAAUAAGCUCAGCCAGAUUGUUCGUCCGAAUUCUUUGGGAAAGCUUCCGCCAAAAUUACUGCCGCGUUCUUCGUCAAUCGACAACACUAAUAGACACUCAACUGGCUCGACGUCUACCGCCACUUGCUCCACCAAGUCGACGGAGUCUCUUUAUGCCAUAAGCGAAGGCUUUAAUAGUUCUAAUAAUAAUAGUGUCAUUAAUGGCGGUAAUUUUCAGUUGCUCAACAAUAACAAAGUUGUGAUGAGAUCACCGUCCGCAAAUAGACGUCGUCUUCUAUCAAAGUCUUUUGACGCGGAAGCCGUUCUUAAAGAUCGGUUCGACUGUUCAACUCUUGACAAAAGGAACAUCAAAAGGCUGUCGAAUCGAUUGCCUGAAAGGAGAAUCAAGAGAGAAAAUGGAUGUGGAACUUGUCAAGAGGAUUGCAGUCGGCAAAGAAGGUACGAGACGUUACCGGCAAGAUGUCGCAAGGUUAGAGCGGUGGAUGACGUUACCGACAAGAUGGAGGAUAGUGAGCGGGAUUAUGCGACCAGGAGCUUUAGCACAGUUGAUGUCAGGAACGAAAUCCUCGGGAACUAUUUGCUGGAUGCGACUGAUGUUAUUUUGCAGAAUAAUUUGGACUUUAAGGAAAAUUGUGGGACUUUGAGGACUAGACACAAUUCGUUGGAGGCUGAUGAGUCCGUGGCAAUUUGUCAAGGGUUUGCGACGUUACCUAGAAGAGGUAACACUUCUUCGUCGUCCUUAAUUUCGGCGUCUUCUGUUUCGUCGGCUGGCUCCUCGACCACUGGCAAUAAUAAUAGUAUUUGCAAUGGCAAAGAGAGGGAUUUUUUGCUGGCUAGAAGAUUGUCCGGAACUGUGCCCGUGCUAGAACCACUUUAUGAACACGCGGUGAGCAAUCCUGUUAAGCCUAGGCAAUGUGAAAAUGUGAUACCGUGGUGGGAACUCGCCACCAGGAAAUAUCGACACCGUAGCUGUCCCUCCUUGCAGGCCCACGUCGUAUCAGCCUUCGAGCAGUCCCUGUCGAACAUGACCCAAAGGCUCCAGCAGCUCACAGCGACCGCCGAGAAAAAGGACUCGGAGCUGCAAGAACUGCGGGACACAAUAGAGCGCCUACGAAAGCAAAGUGCCGAGGCAGGCCUGAACAACGGUACAUCACCGAGCGGACGAAGACAUACCUUAGGAGACUCAGACUCAGGGUCGACGGGCUGCACCGGUUUCAGCAACCAUCAGGGCUCAUCAAUGGCUCGGCAGCUAUCGGCAGACAGCGUGACUUCUCUAAACUCCUUAAGCAGCGCGUGUUCGGUGAGCAGCCACCACAAAAAGAAAGGCUGGCUCCGCAGCUCCUUCUCCAAGGCGUUCUCUAGGUCACGGAAAAAUCGCCACGGCUCGGUCUCCGACGCGGAGGACUGCAAGGACUCCGCCGUUCCGCGGAUUCCCGGAGAACUCAGCGCCCCCAACAGUCCUCGAUUGCCCACGGCGGUCAAGCACGACAAAAAUAAUCACGACAAUCAAGGACAGAAGGUGAACGGACAGCAAAAAUCACCGGAGCAUGAGAACGCCCUGUCUGCCAGCAAAAGCAGCUCCGUGCUCUACAAGAAGGACAAUGCCAAAGAAGAUGAAGACGUUGAUGAGCUCAAGAAACAAUUAAGAGAAAAGGACAUGGUGCUCACAGACAUCAGGCUCGAGGCUUUGUCUUCUGCUCAUCAAUUGGAGUCACUCAAGGAUACUGUUAUUAAGAUGCGCAACGAAAUGCUGAACCUGAAGCAGAACAACGAGCGACUGCAGCGCCUAGUAACCUCAAAGUCGCUAACCUCCUCGCAAUCAUCCCUGCCUAGCGACCCAGAACGCCGGUUCUCGUUGACAGAGGUCGUGUCGAGCGUAGCAGCGCUCUCUAACGGCGAUCACUCAUCGGAACAACUGGAAGAAUUGGGGGUUCCGGAACACCCGAUAGUUCCCAACACCAGAGCAUACCCCUCGACAACAUCAGAACCAGUAAUCGAGCAGGAAACCGACGGGAAGCGUAUCCACGUGGCAGUGUACCUGGGCAGCGAGAAUAGCUUCAACCUGAACCUGCUAACCGACGGAAUUAGCAGUGAGCCUCCUCACUGUGUCAUCGCGAGCGUGUGCAUCUCCAACAAGACCACCUGGGACUCCCUGGACUCGACAGUGCGUCGCUGCUUCAAGGAGUACGUCUCCCGAGUGGACCCAGUGACCACCCUAGGACUUGGAUUUGAGUGUGUCUCUUCUUACCACCUUGGAGAAGCCUCCAGGUGCAUUUCGGACUCUCAACAUCCUGAGCUGCUGCCCUGUGGGUACUUGAUAGGUCAUGUCAAGACAAUUUUCCUGGUCCUCAGUGGGUACUCUUGGUUAGCAAUCGACACCUUGAUCCCUAGGUCGAUAGUCCAGAGGUUGAUCAAUCUCCUGACAGAGCACCGUCGCGUGAUCCUCUGCGGGCCCAGCGGAACUGGGAAAAGCUACCUUGCAGGAAAACUCGCCCACGCUUUGGUAGAUUCUGACUCUGAUGGAGAAAACAAAGACGCAGCUGCUGUAGCGACUUUCAAUGUUGAUCACAAGUCCAGCAAAGAGUUGAGACAGUACUUGGCGCACAUUGCUGAGCGCUGCGACUCCAACGCAGCUGAUGAACUUCCCAGAGUUAUUAUUUUGGAGAACUUGCAGCAUGCUGCGUCUUUGGGCGAAUUGUUCAGCGGACUCUUGGGAACUAGACACCUGUCUUGUCCAGCGAUUAUUGGAACGAUGAGCCAGGCGACCUGCAGCACCACUAACCUUCAACUGCAUCAUAACUUCCGAUGGGUGCUGUGUGCGAACCACAUGGAACCUGUCAAAGGGUUCCUGGGAAGGUACUUACGCAGAAAGCUGCUGGAACACGAGCUCAGAGAAGAGGGUUGCAGGAACGCGGAGAUGGCUGCUGUUGUUGAGUGGCUCCCCAGGGUCUGGUUGCACUUGAACAAGUUCCUGGAGACACACAGCAGCUCGGACGUCACCAUUGGUCCCAGGUUGUUCCUGUCCUGUCCGAUGCAGGUCGCUGGCUCUCAGGUUUGGUUCACUGAUCUGUGGAAUUAUACGGUGAUGCCUUACCUGACUGAGGCUGUUAGAGAGGGGCUAACGUUGUAUGGACGACGGGCCAGUGGAAACGGGAACACUGAUGGCGGCUGGGAGGAUCCGACUCAGUUUAUUGUGUCCAGUUACCCAUGGGUUUCGGCUCAUGCUGUUCAUGGCGGAAGUGAUAAUCUUAUGAGGUUGAGGCCCGAGGAAGUUGGAUAUGAUGUCGUUAAUUCAGGGCAUAAUCCUGGAGUUGGAGCUUCUAGUUUAAAUAUGUUGAUGAGACUGCAGGAAGCCGCGAAUUAUUCAAGUCCACACAGCAACGACAGCGAUUCUGUUACUUCUCUAGAUUCUUCUCACACUCGACACUCUGAAGAUCUUACUUCAUCAUCUCGAGGAGUAGAGUCCACUCUAUAA
This is a messenger RNA of Cotesia congregata, 4236 nucleotides long. The record is from the annotation of a GenBank genome assembly. Lineage: Eukaryota; Metazoa; Arthropoda; Insecta; Hymenoptera; Braconidae.